AUGAAAGAAGAAUUAGAUUUAUCAUAUUUGGAUCGUGAAGAUAUAGAUGAUGAUGUGCUUGGCGUAGACUUCAAUAUUAUCUCAAUUAUACGAAGACACUUAGAAAUAACGACUGCUAUGGCUUCGGUAACAAUGUUAUGCAUUGUUGCACACGCAUUGACUAUAUUGGAAAUGUACUGGAGUGAUUCUAGUAGUGUAAGUAUUUCCCUACCAGAAAGAGAUCGUCGUAGGGAGAAAUUAAUGUCAUAUCUUGUGCACACUAAUCGGUGCCGCGACAUUAUUAGGAUGGGUCCAGAGGCAUUUACUAAUCUUUGUGAAAGACUAAGAUCAACUGGGUUAGUUAAGGACAGCAUUCGGUCGACAAUCGCGCAACAAGUGGCUCAAUUUCUUCAUAUAAUUGGCCAUAAUGUUAAGAAUCGAAGUGUCGGUUUUUUCUUCCAUCGAUCGGGUUCGACGGUUAGCAGACACUUUCACAAUGUGUUGGCUGCAGUUAUAAUUUUGGAAUCUGAAUUUCUCAUUCAACCCUCAGGAAAUGAGGUUCAACCAUAUGUCUUGAACAACAAUCGAUUUUACCCGUACUUUAAGGAUUGUUUAGGGGCCAUAGACGGUACUCAUGUUCGUGUAAAGGUUCCAAGAUCUGAUGCUCCGAGAUUUCGAGGAAGAAAAGAUUGGCCAACUCAAAAUGUGUUCGCUGCGUGUGAUUUUGACAUGAAAUUCACAUAUGUCCUUGCUGGGUGGGAAGGCACUGCAUCGAAUUCAAGAAUUUUAAAAAAUGCUCUUGAUCGAGAUGAUCCGUUAGUUAUCCCCCAAGGAAAAUACUACCUCGGUGAUGCUGAAUUUAUGUUGAAAAGCACAGUUUUGACUCCAUAUAGAGGCGUCAGAUAUCACCUUAAGGAAUAUACACGUAGAGGACCACAAAAUGCACGCGAUGUGGAUCAUGAUGACUCAUUACUUGCCGAAGUUGAUAAUGAGUUGACUGAAAGAGAAGAGCAUAAUGUUUCAUUGUCUCAAGUUAGGGAAGAGGAUCAUAGGAUGGGUAGUAGUAUUAGGGAUGCCAUAGCAGAUCAUAUGUGGUAUAAAAUGAAUAGAGGUAAGGCACACACCACUGAGUCCUCUGCUCCUACUAGAGAGUUCAUAAAAUGGACUGAGGAUAUGGACGCACGUCUCCUGCACUGUAUGAUUGAGGAAUCAAGAAUUGGUAAUAGGGUUGAUGGGAGUUGGACAUCCCAAGCGUAUACUAAUAUUGUUGAUCAACUACAUGAGUCUGGGUAUGUCGCCAUUACAAAAAAUAAUGUUAAAAACCGUCAGAAAGUCUUGAAAGAUAAAUGGCGUGAGGUUCAUGACCUAUUUUCUGGAUUAAGCGGUUUUGCUUGGAACCCCAUUACUAUGCGAUUUGAUGCAGAGGACGAAGUCUGGAUGGACCUCAUUCAGUCGAGGCCAACUGCGACAAAGUGGAGAGUGAACAGUAUCCGCCAUUACGAUUUAAUGGUGGAGUUAUGGGCUGCAGAUCGAGCUACAGGUAGCGGUGUUCGGACCGCUCGUCAAAUACGUCGAGGACGGGAUACGCUUCGUGUUAAUGUUGACCUCAAUCAGAAUAUUGAGUACACUCCUGAGCAGCCAGACUGGAUGGGGUAUAGAGACCCUACUCCGCCAUCACCUCCUCCCUCAGUUGAUGAAUAUAGUCCAGGUGGGACUCAAUCUGUGCCUUCAGUCCCAUCCGGUGGGACUUCAUCCUCAAGAGGUUCGAAAAGGAAGGCAGCUAUAAUGGAUGUUGUUGAAUCCCAAUUUGAGAAGUUCACUACCAGCCUGGACGGUUUCACCAAUGUCCUUAGUUCAUCAAAUGUUCAUUUUGGUGUUAUUUCUAAUGCAGCAGUUGAACAGGUCACAACCAUGAAAGAAAGAAAUGAAAUACUACGUCGGUCCACAAGCUACACUUACACAGAAUCUGACAUUUAUAAUAUGCUGACUGGUAUGAACAUAUAUGAUGAAUCCCAAUUGGACCAAUGCUAUGACUUCUUAUGUGACAAGCCCAAAUGUGUUAAGAAGUUGAUGGGACUCCCACCUCACAAAAGGUGGAAUAAAUUAUGUCAAAUGUUCUGCAGCGGUGAUUCUUAG
This is a messenger RNA of Vigna radiata var. radiata (mung bean), 2115 nucleotides long. RefSeq lists its product as uncharacterized. The record is from RefSeq and is a predicted model, not a curated record. Bases 1 to 2115 code for a protein of 704 amino acids. The transcript has 6 exons. Lineage: Eukaryota; Viridiplantae; Streptophyta; Magnoliopsida; Fabales; Fabaceae.